CCGAGUGCUACGUGUACGGUGUGUGUGUGUGUGUCUGUGUGUGUCGUGUACGUGUACGUGUGUGCGUGCGUGUACAUGCACGGUCCGCGUUAAACUGUAAAGUGUUUGGACACAUUGCGUCCCGAUGAUGGCGAGUCUGCGUGAAUACGCGCGAUUAAUCCGGCAGUAAUGAUAGUGAUCGCGCGCCUUAUCGCGGCUGAUCGCGGGUGACGCGGCGAGCUCGCGCGGACAAGACAACCGGGGCCUCGUCUCCCUCCCGCCUCAUAUUCAUGACCCUGGUAUCCUCGUGAGCAAGAAGCGAGAAUGGGUGUUGGCCUCAAACCACUCGAGUUCACGGAUUGUUUAACCGACAGUCCGUACUUCCGCGAGAAUCUUCACUACCACGAGCGCGAAUUGGAGAAGACCAGCCAGCAGAUCAAGCGGCUCGUUAAGGAGGUCAAAGAUUUAUUGCUGGCCACUAAGAACCUGUCGAGGGCACAAAGAGCCUUUUCCAAAACGUUGCAAAACUUUAGUUUCGAAUGCAUCGGCGAGAGCCAAACCGAGGACGAGACUCACAUAUCGCAAAGCCUGAAAGAAUUUGGCAAGCUCAUCGCAUCCAUAGAAGAUGAGAGGGAUCGCAUGCUGGAACAAGCGUACAACCAGAUUAUACUGCCCUUGGAAAAUUUUAGGAAAGAACAUAUCGGUGGAGUUAAGGAUGGAAAGAAGAAAUUCGAGAAGCAGACGAUCAAAUUUUGCCAGAGCCAAGAGCGUUACUUGAAUUUAUCCACGAAGAAGCAGGACAAUGUUUUGCAAGAGGCUGAUGCAACCUUGGAGAUGGCCGAGAGACACUUCUCCCAAGCCAGCCUGGAAUAUGUAUUUUUACUGCAGGAGGUUCAGGAGCGGAAAAAGUUUGAAUUUGUCGAAACGUUGUUGGGAUUUAUGUUUGGAUGGCUGACAUUCUAUCAUCAAGGCCACGAGGUUGCGAAAGAUUUUAAACCUUAUAUGACGGAGCUGCAAUUGAAGAUCCAGAAGACUAGAGAGAAUUUCCUUGCUACCCGGGAUAAAACUGAAUCACUUAUGAAUAAAAUGAAGGACAUGAAAAAGUCCGCGGUAGAAAGUGGUCUCAAUAAGUCGCACUCGCGUGAAGGCUAUCUGUUCCUAAUGGAGAAAAAAGCAUUUGGUACAACAUGGACAAAACAAUAUUGCACAUAUCAAAAGGAUAGGAAAGAAUUCACUAUGAUCCCUUACAAUCAACUCACAGGAAAAUUUAGUAGCAAGGAAACCUUUACGCUAGCGUCUUGCAUACGACGAACAUCGGAUACCAUCGAGAAAAGAUUUUGCUUUGAUAUCACUGCCGUUGAUAAACCAAAUGUAACAUAUACAUUCCAAGCACUUUCCGAAGAGGAUAGAAAGUUAUGGAUGGAUGCUAUGGAUGGGAAGGAGCCUACCUUCAGUCCGCGAUUAGGCUCUUCCGCAAAACCUGAAGAUUUGACAUUGGCUGAAACCGGUUUUACGUUUGUGUCGAAAUGCAUUGCGGCGCUGGAAGAUAGAGGACUAGAAGAGCAAGGUCUAUACAGAGUGGUCGGAGUUGCUUCUAAAGUAAGCAAACUCCUGACGAUGGGUCUUGAUAAGAGGAAAGUGGAUAAGCUCAACCUCAGUGAUCGUUUUGAGUGGGAGAGUAAAACUAUUACCAGUGCGCUCAAAACUUACCUGAGAACAUUGUCCGAGCCGUUGAUGACCUUCCGAUACUACAACAGCUUCAUUACAUCUGCGAAACAGGAGAUGAAGGAAAUUCGGAUAAAUGAUAUACACAGUCUCGUUUAUCGAUUACCUACGGCCAAUUUCAAUAUGGUGACCCUUCUUAUUACUCAUCUUUGCAGCGUGGCGAAGAAAAGUGAUAAAAAUCUGAUGACCGUGGGGAACUUGGCGGUGUGUUUCGGUCCAACCUUGUUACGACCAGAAGAAGAAACUGUAGCCUCUAUAAUGGACAUAAAAUUUUACAAUAUUGUCGUGGAAAUAUUGAUUGAGAAUUGUGAGAGAAUAGUAGCUGGGCCACCCCAAGAUUCUUUACGCGCGAUAGCGGCACAGUCCACGCUGCAAACCAGCGUUAUCCCAGGCAAAGUGCAAUGUGUUAUAGUAGAAGAAGGCCCGACUUCCUCGGGCAACGGAACGGCAUUUUUAAGAUAUCCACUACACACGGCGGUAACGGUUACACCCGCAUCGUCGCACGCGCACCUUGUUACAAGAUCUUACUACGACGGCCAGCCUUUGACUGUUAACAAGUCGCCUACAGUCGACGAGAGAAACAACGGGGACUACGAGGAUCUCGACAACACAAGCCAUCGUAUACCAUCGUACUUGGACAGUCGCAUCGGUAGCACCAGCGGCAGUGGCAGUCGCAUCAAAUUGACUAACACAAAUCUCAUGUAUCAUUCAGCCGACAAAGUCCUGAGCGGUGGUAAUACCAGUAGUUCGAGCGAAUCGAUCGCGUCGGAUCCUCACCCCUUUACAAGCGAGUUACCGAUAAAGCAAAAACGUGGCACCAUGAUAUCCGUUCACUAUCCUACGGCUUAUCCUCAGCGUAACAACUCGUCAUCGAUAUGCCCCAUCAACACUUCGCCCAGCAGUGGACGUUCGAGUCCUGGCCAAAUUCCAGGAAUUUGGAGAGUACGGACCUUAUACGCCUGUAUGGCAGAAAACGAUGGCGAAUUAUCAUUUGAACCAAAUCAAAUUAUUACAAACGUCAAGGCCUCUUUGGAGCCAGGUUGGCUGGAAGGUACAUUAAAUGGUAAAACUGGUUUAGUGCCGAAGAAUUAUGUGGAGCAGCUACCCUAAGUACCGCGAGGAUAAGAAACCAAAGAGCGUCUGAGAAAAAUGUAGACAAUUUUAUUAUUACAAGAUAAAUUUACAAAUAUUCUUUUAAUGUUCUUGACACCAGUGAAGGAAGCAAAUUAAUGAGAGCUACGCUAUACAAUGCAAAGACAGCCGUGUGUUGAGCUUUCAUAUCAAUUUUGGCUAUACACUGCUUAGUCAAUUAUAUAUAUAUAUAUAUAUAUACUCUUAUGUAAACAUAAUUUAUUAGAAGCCAUCUUAUUCUAUGUGUAACUAAAUUGUAUAUAUAAUCUCUUGCGAAUGAUAUACAUGUGCAUAAGGAACAUACAAGAUUAAUAUUUCUUAUGUAUUUGAAUACAUUUAUACUAAAAGAAAACAUUCCCACGCAACAUAUGUAUAUGGAGAUUCCAUGGAGCUUGUAGGAAAUUUUAAAGGCAAUAACCAUUCGUUUUAUAGCAUUGUAUUAUAGUUACAAUAAAAUAUAUAAUGCCAUAUUGAGAAAAA
Molecule: messenger RNA, 3315 nt
Organism: Vollenhovia emeryi
Lineage: Eukaryota; Metazoa; Arthropoda; Insecta; Hymenoptera; Formicidae
Gene: Graf
Product: rho GTPase-activating protein 26
Exons: 20
Coding region: 304-2814 (836 amino acids)
Biological process (GO): signal transduction
Cellular component (GO): cytoplasm
Molecular function (GO): GTPase activator activity; protein binding
Source: RefSeq, a predicted model, not a curated record